AUGAGAAAUCAUAAGCUGGGGAAUCCACCGAUCGUGAAAUUUGAGGGCAGGUCGCAUUUUAAGCAGAAAAUGGAUCAACUCUUAGAUCUCGAAGCGUUAAAACAAUUGACUCCUGAAAAGCAGCAGCAAGUUAUUCAAGCAGUUAAGCAACAAGCGGCGAUUGCCAACGCACAAAAUUUAAUCACGGAUUUGUCAGAGAAGUGCACUCAGAAGUGUAUUUCGGCUCCCGGAAGCUCGCUUUCGAGCUCUGACAAGCAGUGUUUGCAGCGAUGUAUGGAUCGCUUCAUGGACUCUUGGAAUCUCGUAUCUCAAACACUGCAAAAACGUCUUCAAGACGAAUUAGUCUCGAGUGAACCUACGCCUGUAGGGAACAGGAACAAUGUUAGCACUGGAAACGAUGUUAGAUCAACUACCAAAGUAUAG
Molecule: messenger RNA, 423 nt
Organism: Cooperia oncophora
Lineage: Eukaryota; Metazoa; Nematoda; Chromadorea; Rhabditida; Trichostrongylidae
Source: the annotation of a GenBank genome assembly